Nipponia nippon (crested ibis) is the source of this 2600-nucleotide messenger RNA. The record is from RefSeq and is a predicted model, not a curated record. Lineage: Eukaryota; Metazoa; Chordata; Aves; Pelecaniformes; Threskiornithidae.
UUUCUAGGUAGACAAUGUUAUUAGCUCAGAUAAAUCGAGACUCUCAGGGAAUGACUGAAUUUUCUGGAGGAGGAAUGGAGGCCCAGCAUGUGACUCUUUGUCUAACAGAAGCUGUGGCUGUGCAAGAUGGUGACAACUUAGAAAACAUGGAAGGUGUAAGUUUGCAAGCAGUUACUCUUGCUGAUGGCUCCACUGCUUACAUACAGCACAAUUCUAAAGAUGGUAAAUUAAUGGAUGGCCAAGUGAUUCAAUUAGAAGAUGGUUCUGCUGCUUAUGUUCAACAUGUACCCAUGCCUAAAAGCAGUAACAUUGUAAUUCUUUCUUCUGAACAGGGGACAGCUUUGGUUCAGCUGGAAGAUGGAACUACAGCAUUUAUUCAUCACACCUCGAAAGACAGCUACGACCAGAGUGCAUUACAAGCAGUCCAGCUGGAGGAUGGAACUACUGCCUACAUUCACCACACGGUGCAGAUGCCACAGUCGGAUACCAUUUUAGCCAUUCAAGCUGAUGGCACAGUGGCAGGUCUUCAUACAGGAGAUGCUGCCAUUGACCCAGAUACCAUCAGUGCUUUGGAGCAAUAUGCAGCUAAGGUGUCUAUUGAUGGAAAUGACAGUGUUAGUGGCACAGGAAUGAUAGGUGAAAAUGAACAAGAUAAAAAAAUGCAGAUUGUCUUGCAAGGACAUGGAACAAGAGUGACUCCAAAAUCUCAGCAGAGUGGAGAGAAAGCCUUUCGCUGUGAUUAUGAUGGCUGUGGAAAACUGUACACAACAGCUCACCAUCUUAAGGUGCAUGAAAGGUCACACACAGGAGACAGACCGUAUCAGUGUGAACAUCCUGGAUGUGGCAAAGCCUUUGCAACAGGGUAUGGGUUAAAAAGUCACGUCCGAACACACACUGGUGAAAAGCCUUAUCGGUGCACAGAAGAAAACUGCACCAAAUCAUUCAAGACUUCAGGGGACCUGCAGAAACAUAUCCGAACACACACAGGCGAAAGGCCCUUUAAGUGUCCAUUUGAAGGAUGUGGCAGGUCAUUCACAACAUCUAAUAUUAGAAAGGUUCACAUCAGGACACACACAGGCGAAAGGCCUUAUUACUGUACAGAGCCAGGAUGUGGGAGAGCUUUUGCCAGUGCAACUAAUUAUAAGAAUCAUGUGAGAAUACACACAGGGGAGAAGCCCUAUGUCUGCACAGUUCCUGGUUGUGAUAAGCGUUUUACGGAGUAUUCCAGUUUAUACAAACAUCAUGUUGUACAUACUCAUUCCAAACCAUAUAAUUGUAAUCACUGUGGGAAAACAUACAAGCAGAUUUCUACACUUGCUAUGCACAAGCGGACAGCACACAAUGACACAGAGCCCAUUGAAGAAGAACAAGAGGCUUUUUUUGAGCCACCUCCAGGUCAAGGCGAAGAUGUUCUCAAAGGCUCCCAGAUAACCUAUGUGACAGGUGUGGAGGGAGAAGAUGUCAUUUCUGCACAGGUUGCUACAGUUACUCAAUCAGGAUUAGGUCAACAAGUAGCACUAAUAUCCCAGGACGGAACGCAACAUGUCAACAUAUCGCAGGCAGAUAUGCAGGCCAUUGGCAAUACUAUCACUAUGGUAACACAAGAUGGCACCACCAUCACAGUCCCUGCCCAUGACGCCGUCAUCUCUUCUGCAGGAACACAUUCCGUAGCAAUGGUUACUGCAGAAGGCACCGAAGGACAGCAGGUUGCUAUUGUGGCUCAAGACUUAGCAGCAUUUCAUAGUGCCUCAUCAGAAAUCGGACAUCAGCAACAUGGGCACCAUUUAGUGACUACAGAAACUAGGCCUGUUACAUUGUUGGCUACAUCCAAUGGAACACAAAUUGCAGUACAGCUUGGAGAACAACAGUCUCUGGAAGAAGCCAUUAGAAUAGCCUCCAGAAUACAACAGGGUGAAACGCCAGGGAUUGAUGAUUAACUUCUAAAACUGCUACCGGAACAAUAGAGUGAAAGGUAUUUUAUUUUCAAUCAACAAAGGUCCAUGCCAGCAGCAACCCAUAAAAACUUUGAAGUUCCCUGCUCGUUGAUACUCUGUACACAUUUUAUGCAAGAGCGAAGAACAUUUUGUAAGUUUUGUGUACAUAACCCUUGGAAUGGACUGACAUCAUCUACUUCCAACCAUUGUAUAUUCAGGAAUAUGGAAUUAGGAUUAUACAGUAAAUUUCCUUGUUAUCCUUUCAUCAGAUUUCAGACUGGUCUACAAGCAAGUGAAAAAAUAAAUAGAAGUAUUGGAAUUAAUUUUUAAUCUCAUGUACAAAUAAUGAAGGCAUUACUGAAGAUUUCAAAUGUUCAAAAUACUAUUAAAAAUCAUCAUUUCAGGAACCCUUACAAGUAAUAAAGACGACAAAGCCUUUUAAAUUGCAUUCCAUAAAAGGAAAAGUCUUGGAUUUUGAGCCUACUGUAAAUCUUCGUAUUUUGAUUUGUUUCAUACAGAUUUGAAUACUCUUUAGAUUAUCCACCCCAUCUCAUUCAUUGUAAAUACAGACUGUUAAUGCUGGAAGUGCUAAUUAUAUUAUCUUUAAAUUGGAUUAUGUACAAAGGAGAAACUUUGGUUGUUCAAUAUUAAAGGAAGUAAAUCUAA